Messenger RNA from Apis cerana (Asiatic honeybee), 2560 nucleotides. RefSeq names its product glucoside xylosyltransferase 1 shams (gene shams). Gene Ontology annotation, biological process: protein O-linked glycosylation via N-acetylgalactosamine. Gene Ontology annotation, molecular function: UDP-xylosyltransferase activity. The record is from RefSeq and is a predicted model, not a curated record. Lineage: Eukaryota; Metazoa; Arthropoda; Insecta; Hymenoptera; Apidae.
AAUAUUUUCAAAUCUAUAUAGUCCACAAAUUAUUUAUUAUAGUAAUUAUUUCGAAAAUGUAUAUGUAUCAAAAAUUGCUUCUAUUAAAAUGGACCAUACUAAUCGAUAUUUUCAAAAGCGGAGAAAUGCGGAUGGUUCAAUCUUUAAUAUUAAUUUUCAUAUUUUACAAACAACAAUUAUUAUAAUUCAACGACAAUCAAAAAUUCUUAAAUAAUUUUUUUAUAAAUUUUUAUUUAUAAUAUAUUUUCACAUAUUUAAAAUAUAAUAUCUAUUGAUUGAUUAUAGUGAUUUUUCGAUAGUGAGGUUAAAUAAAAAUGUAAUGAUUAAAAAAUUAUUAAUUCAAUGAUAAAUGAGACAAAAAACAAAAAAAAUGAUAGAUUCUUUAAACUUUAUGAUAAUUAAUCAUGAUAUAACAAAAAUUCGACGGAGUACUUAAAAAUUAAGAAAGUAUAACACAAUGAAAUCUGUGUAUAAAUUGUUUUUUCUGUGCCUUAUCUUUAUUGCACUCAUCAUAUUACUUAAUUUAACAAAUUUCUCCAAUAAAAUUUAUGAUGCACGUAUUAAAGAAACAGUUGUUUCUACUACUGUUAAAAAAUUUCAAGCAUCUUCUGUAACAAAAGUCACAAUUUGUGUAGUGGUUUGUGGAGAUAGAAUAGAUGAAGCAUUGACUAUGCUCAAAUCUGCCUUAGUUUUUACACAUAGAUUUUUACAAUUCAUUAUUCUGGCAGAAACCAACUUAAUUCCUGUUUUUAAUGAGAAGUUAGCAGAAUGGAAACUUUUAUCAAACAAAACUUUUGAUUUUAUUGUUAAAUCUAUUACAUUCCCUAAGGGUAGUGAUGCUGCAAUGUGGAAAAAACUUUUCAAGCCUUGUGCAGCUCAACGAUUAUUUCUUCCAUCAGUAUUAAAUAAUAUAGAUGCAGUUCUCUAUGUGGAUACAGACACAUUAUUUUUGGCUCCACCAGAAAAAAUUUGGGAUGAAUUCAAAAAAAUGAAUUCCAGUCAAUUAGCAGCUCUAAGUCCAGAACAUGAAGAUCCUAAUACAGGAUGGUAUAAUAGAUUUGCUAAACAUCCUUAUUAUGGGAAGUUAGGUGUGAAUUCUGGAGUAAUGUUGAUGAAUCUCACAAGAAUGAGAGAAUUUAGAUGGAUAGAAUAUGUGAUACCCAUUCAUAAGCAAUAUAAAUUGAAGAUAACUUGGGGAGACCAAGAUAUAAUAAACAUUAUAUUCCAUUAUCAUCCUGAAAAACUAUAUGUCUAUUCUUGUAGAUAUAAUUACAGACCUGAUCAUUGUAUGUACAUGCCUGUUUGUAUAAAGGCAGAAAAAGAAGGUGCUUUGGUUUUACAUGGUUCCAGAAGUACUUUUCAUUCUGAAAAACAGCCUCCUUUCAAAGCAAUUUACAGAGCCAUGCAAGAAUAUCAAUUAGGUACAGAUACCUAUGAUUAUUUAUUAGUGCCAAUGAGAAAUUAUUUAGCUUUGGAGCAUAAGUCUAACUGUGGUAAAGUGUGGAAAGCAUUUAUUAUUCAGCCUGAAUUGCACUUAGGACAAUAAUAAUAUUUAAAUGUUUUUUUAACAUAUAAAAAAUAAUCAAUAGAUCAAUCUUUUGAUCAAUCAUUAAAAUAAUUCAUGUUUGAUACACAAUAUAAACAAUUUUAUGCAUAUUAUCCAUACUACACAAAGUGAAUAUGUUCCAUAAUAUAUUCUGAUUUUAUUGACAAAUGUGCUGUGAUUAUUACUGUUUAAUGUAAAAAGAAAAAAUCAUGUUAUUAGCUAACAUUGUUUUGAUAAUACUCUUUGAACAUAGCUUUAGAUAACAUUUAAAAAAUUUUUUUGUACAUUUAAAAUUCGAUAGAUUACUUUUAUAGUAUUAAGCAAAAGAUAUAUUCAUAAACUAUUUAAAAAAUUUUUUACAAAUGUAUUGUCACGUUUUUUUAUAUCUAACUAUAACUGUAAUUAUUUUGUUAUUUUGAAAUACAUAUAUAUAUAUAUAUAUAUAUAUAUAUAUAUAUAUAUAUAUAUAUAUAUAUGUUUUUGUGAUACUUUUCUUAUAUGAAAUAAAAAAAAAACCAUUCGAAUUUAAAAUACUGUUACUGUUUUUCCUAUUGAAUGAAUUAUAAUAAUAUAAUAUAUAAUAAUAAUGUGCUAUAGUAAUUUGUCUUUACUUGAAAGAGAGGGGGAGUUAUUAUAUCGAAGAUUCUGAAUAAGGGAACCAUAGUACGUUGGUACGUUCCUGUGAGUCAUGAUCAUUCGUGCGAAAUUGUGUUACCAAAUAUUCCAAUAUUUUCUCUUGAAAAUCCUAUCAUAAUUAAAUAAUUUAACUUACUUGGAAGAUCCCAAUGAGAGACCAACCACAAAAAACUUUAACUAAAAAAGAAAAGAAAUGAAAUCCACAAUUCACGAUCCACAAUGAAACACAACGAUCGCGUGGCCAGUGAAUUACUGUUCUGAUAACGAUCAAACGGAUGGUAAUAAAAGCGAUAAAAACGAAAUCCAUUAGUACAAAUUUAAUUAAAAAAUACUAUUUGUCAGAUAUGAAAGACGUUUUUUUUUUAUGUUAAUUUGCAU